AUGACGAAUAUUUUUGAUAUAGUCGUAAUUUUAAGCACGAUUUGCAUGUUAGCAGCAUGUGAGACAGUAUCAUAUAGGGGUUACAAAGUGUACACAGUCCAUCCCUUGACACGUGCUCAGUUGGACAUUCUGAAACGAAUGAACGAUGGAGAGGGGAUGGAUUUUUGGAGUACUCCUCGCCUCGGAAGCAAUUCAUCGGUGAUGGUUAGUCCAAAUGCUGCAGAUUCGUUUACCAUGUCUUUGAAUUUGCAUAAUAUAAGCCACCAGCUGUUGAACGCGGAUGCACAGCAAUUAAUUGACCAAGAGCGAGUCGAUCAGAUGAAGCAUUUUCGCAAGCGGCAAGUCGCGUUCCAUACGGUGGUAAGAUCGUCGAUGUUGGAUCAUAUUUGGACGCUGGAUGAAAUAUACGAUUAUAUGGAUUAUUUGGCGAGAGCGUAUCCGGGUAUAGUGCGGGUCAAAAACUACGGCACAACAUAUGAAGGUCGCCCGAUUAAGGUCAUUACAAUUUCCGCAACCGGAGAGGUGCGCCUAUUUCGACCCGUAGUUCUGGUUGAUGGAGGAGUACAUGCCCGGGAGUGGGCUUCACAUAUGUCGGUUCUGUACUUGAUUUAUCAACUGGUGGAACGGUCGGCUGAGAAUUCGGAUAUGCUGGCCAAUACAGAUUGGGUGAUCAUGCCUGUUGUCAAUCCGGAUGGAUAUGUGUAUACGCACGCGCAAAAUCGGUUGUGGCGGAAAAAUAGAGUUCCGGUAAAUCCGAUUUGUCGAGGCGUAGAUGUGAAUAGGAAUUUUCCCUUCCAGUGGUCGUUUUCCGGUGGGGAAUGCAGCGACGGAUACGCUGGUCCCGCGCCUGCUUCGGAGGCGGAGACGCGUGCCCUCAUGUUGCUGAUGGCAACCUACGCUCGGGCAACCAAGGUGUACCUUUCGGUGCACUCGUGCGGUGAUUUGAUUCUGUAUCCUUACGGAUACAGUUACGUUCAGGCACCAAACGCCGCAGAGCUACACGCCCUUGGCGAACGAGUAGCGCUUGCCGUUUUAGCGAACAACGGACCGCAUUACAGGGUCGGUAGUGCAUCCUAUCUGCUGUACCCUUCUAAUGGUAGCGACGAUUUCAUCUAUGGAAGUCUAGGUGUUCAGUAUGCCUACACGCUGGAGCUAACGUGUGGGAUCGCGGGAGGUGGAUUCAUCGUCAGCAUGCCUGAGAUGAGGAAGAUUGCCAACGAAGCGUUCAUAAUGUUUAAUGUUUAUGGCAUAUUUGCUGGUGAACAAACCGUGGGACCGCGACACAGGGCGUAGUAUAUGGAAGAGCUUUGUAGUAUCUAUAAAUGUCAACCAAACAAUAAAUAUACAG
Molecule: messenger RNA, 1348 nt
Organism: Toxorhynchites rutilus septentrionalis
Lineage: Eukaryota; Metazoa; Arthropoda; Insecta; Diptera; Culicidae
Product: carboxypeptidase B-like
Exons: 3
Coding region: 1-1293 (430 amino acids)
Biological process (GO): proteolysis
Molecular function (GO): metallocarboxypeptidase activity; zinc ion binding
Source: RefSeq, a predicted model, not a curated record